Molecule: messenger RNA, 627 nt
Organism: Fusarium coffeatum
Lineage: Eukaryota; Fungi; Ascomycota; Sordariomycetes; Hypocreales; Nectriaceae
Exons: 3
Coding region: 1-627 (208 amino acids)
Biological process (GO): tail-anchored membrane protein insertion into ER membrane
Cellular component (GO): GET complex
Source: RefSeq, a predicted model, not a curated record
AUGGCUUCCCUUAUGCUCAGCAUCUUCGUUGUCGAAGUUAUCGUCAACCUCGUCAACACCAUUGGAGCCACCGCAAUUAACAACUUGAAGCUCUGGAAUUUGGUCAACUUCCUCCCUAUCCCAACCGCAAAGGCUGCCGGCGAGCAGCGAAAGCUCCAAGCCGAUUACCUCAAGGUCCGACGAGACCUAAAUGCCACGAGUUCCCAAGAUGAAUUCGCCAGGUGGGCAAAGCUUCGUCGCCAGCACGACAAGCUCCUCGAUCAGCUGGAGAAGACUAAGAAAACCACCGAAGCGUCACGAUCCAACUUCGACAAGGUCCUCACUGUUGUCCGCAUCGUCGUUACCCGCGCGCCGCAAUACUUCCUGCCCUUCUGGUUCGCUACUCAGCCUAUGUUCUGGCUGCCUUACGGCUGGUUCCCUUACUGGGCGGAAUGGAUCCUGUCUUUCCCUCGUGCCCCUAUUGGAAGUGUCAGCAUUGCCUCGUGGCAGCUUGCUUGCACAGGAGUCAUUGCUCUUCUCAGCGACUUGAUUGUUGGUACUGCUGGACUACUUCUCAACGCAAAGCAGGCCAAGGAGGCACCUGUGGCCGCUGAGAAGGUCGCCGCGGAAGAGAAGAAGAAGUCAUAA